UGAUAGUAAUACUACGUGAACAGUGUUUUUCUCUCUCUGCUGCACAGGCGUUUCACCUUCUAUUCUUAUCAGCGCUCGGAUACAACGUUGCUGUUCGUAUUCAGUACUUUAUUUUACUUUGUUCGUGCGGCUUCGGCGCCUUUGAGCCCCCGUCGACCUCGAGAGAGGGAUGACCAUUAAUACAAAGGAGACUAGAACAUCACGAGCUUUCCAGAACUUGACCGGCACCAACAAAUCAGAACUUGUCCGUCCAUGUCGCUGGCGACCCGCGAUUCUGGUUGAUCAGGGUCUGCCCCGGACUGCAGCCUUCGUCGCAAAAAGGAUGUACUGUACUUCGAACCACGUCCAUCCUACUCUAGUUCAAGGAACACAUUAUCCUUCCCUGCACAUGACACCACUUGUUGCAGUCACAAUCUCUCGUAGCUCUGCCAUGGUAGCUGCUGGCUCCAGCAAAAACGAUCUCGCAGGCGAGUAUUUGACAGCACGUCCGCAGCCGCCCUUUUCGUUCGCGCCUUGGGCUGCAUCCGAACUAUCCGUGUCGGAAGGUGAGCAAGGACGGGAAGGUUCCGUUCAUCCACGCGUUGCUGCACUGGGAGUCAGCGCUGACUCGCAACGGCACCCUGCGAUGGGGAUCCUCACGUCCUGUCAGUAUCAGACCAUGAGACUGUACUACUAUUCUCCCGUUGCGCAUGGCUCGUCCCGCAACCCGGGUCUUGGCAUGACGGACUGCGUAAAUUCAAUUUUGUGGGGAGCGUAAUGGUCAGGAGGUGUGAGGUGAUACUUCUCAGGGGGAAGGGAUCGAUGGUGAGGAUCUCGAGGUCUCGCUCAGGUCGGACAUGCCCAGCGAUGAUGAACAACCUCGUGUAAGCGUUUCUGAGGCUCUGCGGAUAACGGUCCCUUACAUCAAGGACCAUAAGUAUAGAUUGGUAACGAAUGAAGUGCGGACAUGGACGCUGAUGUCUGCGGGGUCAGAUGAGAUUUUACCCACACGUACUCUGGUCAUCUGUACAACGGGGAUUCUUUGACUUGAAGACUACCUGGCUAUUGACAAAAGGCGACAAAAGGCGAAGGGAAGGGCAUGAUGCAAGGCACAAGUCUUGACAACCGCACUUGGCGAUACGGUAGAAGCUUGCGCUGGCUAUACAAUAUGCCGUUCAAGUGUCUUGACAUCAAGAUUGACAUUGCGACCGUUUUUGGCGCCGGCUGCCUCGCAUAGCGUGCACAGGGUGCCCGCUGUUCCUACGUUUCUCAUAGGAGAUGGUAGUUCCGACGAGGUCGUAGACGUGCUAAGAUCGUCUUCGUCGAGUUUCCUCGUCGGCUGACCGCCGAUGAGAUGUCGAUCAGAGCCCAACAUUUCGGAUGGCUGCUUCUGUGCCCGCUCCGGCUUCUCGCCAUCCAUGCGCGCCUCUAUCGACGUGCUUGCCCACAGUGCUGUGAGGGGAAGUUGGAUCGCAAGCAUAGUCAUUGACAGGCUGCCGAGGUCCACGUACUGAUUCCAUUGCGCUGCUGUAAAUAUAACUUGGAUCGGCUAACGUCAGCUGGUGACCGACAGGCCAGGAGAGCGUGUAUAAACUACAUACCUGGGAUUAUCAUGCUCUGCAGACUGCCGAUGAAGACGACUUGCAUUGGACCGAACUUUCGCUGUCCUAUCCGGCGUCGUCUUCGAAUGGCUACGGCUAACUUCGCCACAAAGAUGGCGAGGAAGAACCCCGCGCUGACGAGUUGCAGGAUGGAAGCCACGUCGGAUAGUCUGUACUGAAGAGCGUACGAUGCCACGGGAGCCAAGUAGACAAUGUUCUGUGCGUUUACAACCGUGGAAGCAAGGAGCUCGCACAUGGUCACAAGGGCGAGAGCGCACGCAACGCCGACCACCAAUGCUCGCUGGUGCGACGGUGCCGUGGCCAUCAUGACACACACCUGGAGGAUGAGGGAUGAAAGGAUGACGCCUAACUCGGCUACCUUGAACACAUCCGCCAUGAGGCUCUUGGUCUUGUCGCCCGCGGUGAUAUGCGAGUAGUCCGACUCGAAGGCGACGAGCGGGUGGUUCCACGUCGAGUCGAGCCACGCCGCCAUCAUGCUGCCUCUCAGCACGUCCAGGAAUAGUGCGAGCGUGUUGAGCAUGUAGAUCGGCGACCCUCGCUUGUCGGACCUGGUCAGCAGCAGCAAUGUAACCAGCAUGAGGCUCGCAAGCCCGACCUGCGCGCCGUACACAAGUCCGAGCCGGAUGUUCUGAAAUGUAAACUCGGCGAGGUCCUCCAUGGGCACUGGUACAGUCGUCUGUGAUGUACCGAGCACUUGGAUCCAGCUCAUGGUUUGGGUCCAGGGAUCCACGCUCGUUACCGUCGUCGUCAUCGCCGCCGCCACCGCUGCUGUUGCGCCGGUUGAAGCGUUCAUAGCUGUGCGUGAAACUCUGUUGCUUAAACACGAAGCCGAAUUGUAUGUAGCCAAAGGGAUCUGAGAUGAUGCUAGAAUUUUGUAAACUCGUCCAGCAAGAAGAAAAAGAAGGCGAUGGAGUAAGAGAUAGAGAGGAUGAUACAAGAGGAAACUCUGGCCAAAGCUAUAUACCGACGAGCAUGAAACAAUACGAUCGGACGCUGAAUGGGGUGGAGAAUGACGUGUAAG
Verruconis gallopava is the source of this 2622-nucleotide messenger RNA. RefSeq lists its product as uncharacterized. Bases 170 to 757 code for a protein of 195 amino acids. Lineage: Eukaryota; Fungi; Ascomycota; Dothideomycetes; Venturiales; Sympoventuriaceae. The record is from RefSeq and is a predicted model, not a curated record. The transcript has a single exon.